Molecule: messenger RNA, 7060 nt
Organism: Darwinula stevensoni
Lineage: Eukaryota; Metazoa; Arthropoda; Ostracoda; Podocopida; Darwinulidae
Source: the annotation of a GenBank genome assembly
AUGUCAGCGAACAUGUUUCGCUGUGUCCCGCUCUUCAAAGGCUGCAAUAGGCAAGUGGAAUAUGUUGACAAGCGCCACUGCCUACUUGCGAAUGUCCCUGAUGAAAUCCUCCGAUAUGGGAAGAGUUUGGAAGAGCUCUUAUUGGAUGCCAAUAAAAUCCGCGACUUGCCGAAGGGUCUUUUUCGGCUGCAAAAGCUGAGGCGAUUGGGGCUGAGUGACAAUGAGAUUGGACGUCUGCCUCCUGACAUCCAAAAUUUCCACAAUUUGGUUGAGUUGGAUGUGUCUCGGAAUGAUAUCCCUGACAUCCCAGACCACAUCAAGAGUUUACAAGCACUUCAAGUGGCAGAUUUCUCAAGCAAUCCCAUACAAAGGCUUCCUCAGGGAUUUGUACAACUAAAAAACCUGACAGUUCUUGGCCUCAACGAUAUGUCUCUGACUUUCCUACCACCUGAUUUUGGAUGUCUGAGCAACCUGGAAUCAUUGGAGUUGAGAGAAAACCUGCUGAAAACACUCCCCACUUCCAUCUCCCAGUUGACCAAACUUGAAAGACUGGACAUUGGAGACAAUGAGAUUGAAGAACUUCCGGAAGAGAUUGGAAAGCUUCCAGUCCUGCAGGAACUAUGGUUGGAUCAUAAUCUAAUGAGUCAUCUUCCUCCUGAAAUUGGUGAACUGAAGCAGUUGACGGUCUUGGAUGCUUCAGAGAACCGACUUGAGGAACUUCCUGAAGAAAUUGGUGGACUAGAAAACUUGACUGAUCUUCAUCUCAGUCAGAACUACCUGGAGCGACUUCCAGAUGGCAUUGGAUGCCUUACACGCCUUACUAUCUUCAAAAUUGAUCAGAAUCAUCUUGUUGAACUCAAUCCAGCAAUUGGAAAGUGUACAAAUUUGCAGGAAUUGAUCUUGACUGAGAAUGCUCUCAUGGAACUCCCCGUCAGCAUUGGGAACCUUGUGAAACUGACGAACCUCAAUGUUGAUCGCAAUAGGCUUUUCAACAUCCCUUCCCAAAUAGGGAAUCUGACACAGCUUGGGGUCUUGUCUUUGAGAGAGAAUAGACUUCAGUCCCUUCCACAAGAGCUUGGCAAUUGUGCUGAACUCCAUGUUCUUGAUGUCUGUGGCAACAGGUUAAAGCAUUUACCAAUCACUUUGGUGAACCUGAAUUUGAAAGCUGUGUGGCUCUCAGAGAAUCAAGCUCAGCCUCUGUUGAAGUUCCAGAGUGAUGUUGAUGAAGAAACAGGCGAGGAAGUUCUGACUUGCUUCCUCCUUCCACAAAUUGAUGUUUCUGUCCCUGAGGAUUCCUCCAUUGGACGCCUUUAUAGAUCUGGGAAUGAGUCUCUCACUCUUGAAUUAGAUGGGACUAUGGAGGUGGAUGGAUUGGAGGCUACACGGCAGAGCAUAGUGAAGUUCCAAGAUGAACCAGAAUCUGAGGAUGAUAAAGAGGCAAGCAAACUGAUCAAUUCAUUAAUUGCAUCUUAUGAAAGAAAGCCGGCGAAAGGAUAUCCGGAAUGUCUCCAAAGCGCAAAGGGAGAGACUCAUUUUGUCCGUCAUAAUACACCUCAUCCGAAAGAUUUGAAAGCAAAGGCACACAAGUUGGGACUUGUUGGCCGCAAAAACAUCGAUGGCCCAGUUGUGAAACACAAGGACCAUGAUGAGGACAACCAUGUCAAUUCUUUCCGUCCACAAAGGCAAGAGAGUGAUGCAUCUGAUUCUAGUUCACCCAUCCCUCCAGAGAAGAAUGUACCAAAAGUGCCACCAGCUCCUAUUCCAUCUCCAAAGACAUCUCCUAAAGUGCAACAAGAGGAGCAACUGCAGGAGGCAGCUGAGCAUCCAACAUCUGCUGAAUGUUUGCAACCCUCACCAGUUGUUCCCAUGCCUCAGGAACCCCCCAAAGCUUUGAAUGUUUCCCAGGAUGAAUCUGAUUUUGGGGGUGUGUCUGACACUCUGGACAACAGCUUGGAGUUGGACACUACUAAUGAAGAUCAAGAGGUCAAGUUUUUUGAUGGUGGUGAACGUAGAGUGGGCUUCUCCUUGACUGAGGCACCUGCUGAGAAGCAAAAUCGAUUGCAUAGAAGAGAUACACCUCAUCACCUGAAGAACAAACGAGUAAACCUCAACAUGAACACUGCAAAGAUGGAUCAAGAGAAGGUUGCAAGCAUUAUAGCUCAGACCAUUCAAACGAAGCCCUAUGAGAAUGAGGGUGUGUCGAGCACACAUCCAUAUAUGGGUAUCCCAAAUGCAGUCCAUGUGGCAAACUCCACUGUCUCUGAAUCAGAGUCUGACUUACUGCCUGUCAGGUGGGAACCCCAAAAACUUGGGGGUUCUAAGAAACUGGUCAAGCAGUCAAGGGACAUAUCAAAUAGAUAUGUCCCCUUGGGUUUUGGAAGUGAGGGGAGGAGUGACUCCUUGGAAGAAAAAAAACACCAUCAGUUGAAUUGUUCAAGCAAGAAGGCUGGAGAGUCGGACAUAGAGUUUGAAAGGCUGGACCUGGUGAUUCUGAGACAGAGUUCUGGGCUUGGACUUUCCAUUGCUGGGGGCAAGGGGUCCACUCCCUUCAAGGGAAAUGAUGAAGGAAUCUUCAUCUCUCGGGUCACUGAAGGUGGAGCAGCAUAUGGCGCUGGACUCAGGGUUGGUGAUAAGGUAUUGAGUGUGAAUGGAGUUUCCCUUGAUGAGGCAGACCAUUAUGAGGCAGUAGAUACUCUCAAGGCAGCUGGCAAUGAAAUCCGUCUCUCUGUUGUGCGGGAAAUCACCAUUCAUCCAGUGCAGCAGCAGCAUCAGCAGCCUUCCCUCCAUGCAUUAAACACAUCAUACAGCUCACAGGCUCAUCCAAGCCCAUCUGCAUCUGAGAUCUCAUCGGGGAUGGCCAGCAGCUCCCACUUGACACCUUUUCUCAACCAAUCCUUCUCAUCUACGCUUUCUGCACCUACUCCAACGCCUACACUCCCUAAUCACAUAGGAAUGAAAUCGGCAACUAAUGGACCCGGUUCAAUAUCAGGAAAAGAAGAAGAUUCACAGGAGGAAAUGGUCAUCAGAGAAGAGAAUGUAUAUACAACUCUUAUGAGGGACCAAAAUGGCUUGGGCUUCAGCAUUGCUGGUGGCCGAGGUUCCAACCCAUUCAAAGAUGGCAGUGAUGCCAUAUUUGUUUCUCGAAUCACUCCUGGUGGUGCUGCUGAACGAGAUGGGAAGCUUCGUGUGGGCGAUCGGGUUCUCUCUAUCAAUGGAGUAGAUGUGGAGGGUGCUCGUCAUGAUCAAGCAGUCUCAAUGCUCACCGGUCUUGAACGCUUUGUGCGCUUGGUUGUGGCUCGAGAAACUCUAAUGCCACGCUCUCAAGCAGAACGCCUCAAGACAUCCAAAGUGCUUGGUGCCCCACGCCCCUACACGGCCCUCUAUGGUGCUGACUCGUAUUUGGCCAAUCGCCCUGGUUACAAAAGGAGCUCGGGAAUCUAUGGCCGUAUCAAUACCAGUGCUUCUUCCUUGACUAAAGAAACUGUCUCAAUGAAACCAAACACCUCCUCUCUUGCUUCUUCUCCUUCCCCCUACGUGGCUCCUGCUCCUCAUGUGAAUGGUGUUGUAACCACAAGCGUGCCUCUUCAGACUGGGACGUUGUCCAGCUUCCCACUUCUGACCGAGAAGCUGGAACCACCUGUCGUGCCUCAGGUACUGCACCCCAAAACUUCUGAGGAAUUCCAGGCGCUAAUCCCUAAGCACUUUCUAGAGCCUGCUGCUAACACAGAGGGUGAUGGGGUUGAGGUGACUAUUCGAGUCCGUCAACCGGACUCCGCAGUGGCGGAACUCAAAGAGAAGUUCCCUCCUGCCUCCAACAAGCCAGGCACAAUUACAGAAACCAUCACAAAAAGCACUCUCACCGAAACAGUGGUUACACGUGUCACCAAAAAUCAACCCAUCUUCAAACAGUCUGUUGAGGAGGUGGUACUGGCAAAAGAAGGUGGUCCUCUUGGUCUAAGCAUCAUUGGUGGCAUCGAUCAGACUUCCACUCCUUUUGGGGCCAAUGAACCGGGAGUUUUUAUUUCCAAGGUGGUAUCAGGAGGAGUUGCAGCCCGUAGUGGAAACCUAAGGGUUGGAGAUCGAAUUCUAGCAGUGAAUGGGCAUGAAGUGGCAACUGCCACUCAUCAAGAAGCUGUUGGUCACCUGUUAUCUCCCACUCCUGAGGUGGUGCUCAAAGUUCGUCAUGAUCCUCUACCAGAGGGAUAUCAGGAAGUGGAGGUGUACAAGUUGCCUGGAGAGAAGUUGGGUAUGAACAUCAAAGGAGGACGCCGAGGCCAUCCAGGCAAUCCCUUGAACCCUGAGGAUGAAGGGAUCUUUAUCUCUAAAGUACAUUCUGGUGGGGCUGCCCAGAAAUGUGGGAAACUGAAGGUGGGAAUGCGGUUGAUAGAAGUGAAUGAUAUACCAUUGUUGGGAGUUUAUCACAGUGAAGCUGUUCAGGCUCUGCGAAAUGCUGGUGACAGAAUGAAAUUGAUAGUAUGUGAUGGAUAUGAUCCUCUUGAAGUUGAGAGACUGAGAUAUGAAGGGAAGUUGAGCUAUGAAUCGAAGUCUGCAUCACAGAGCACAUCUAGUUUGGAUGCUUUGGAGAGUCCUAGCCCUGUUCUAACUCUGGAAUCACCUACUUCCGUGUUUUCAAGUGUAAGUGCUGGUGUUACGUCAAGCAUCCCUCUGAGUCCCAUGUCUCCAACUCUGAUAGACACCCAAGUUGCUCAGCCCCAGACUCCUUCUUCAGCUUUGGUCCAUCAUCAAUCCCCUGGUGCUGUUUCCACCACAAGUGGCAAAACUACUCCAGAAAAGGUCAUGGAGGCAGUGAGAGCUGCUGAACAAUUGGUGACUUCUGCAGCUUCCACAAGCCCUGUACCACCGAAGACGCCUCCAACUUCCCGCAGUGAUAGCUUCAAGACCACUACCAUUGUGUUAGCAAAGCACACACUUGAGCCCACAACACCCACCUCUUCCUCCUCAGCACCAACCAUUGCAACCCCAAGCAACCCUCCAACCCCAUCCAGUACCUUGACCUAUACCAUCCAGCAUUCUCCACUGGAGACUACAGAGACAGAUGGAGAUGGGUCUUCCACAUCCAUUGAUCCUAUUACAUCCUCCAAGUUCCCAGGUGGCAAGGUUCGAUUUCGCUUUGAUGACCAGGCCAUCACGCCAAAGUAUGAAAGUCCUUUCUCUGUCUCCCUUCGGAGACCAUAUCAGAGUGUGGCAGACACUCCAGCCCAGAUGUCCUUCAGUGCCAAGAAGAAAUUUUUUGAACAGGAAAUUGAGCAGUCUGGGAAACCACCUCCAAAGCAAGAACGGCAUUUCAGUUUCUUGAGUGCUGAUGAACUAGCUAAGAUGAAGCAGGAAGAAGAUAAGAAGAUGGCUUCAAUGACAGAGGAAGAAUUGAAAAAUCUGUCCCGCAUGGGUGAGGAUGCUGAAGAAGAGGUUGAGGACAUGAGCUUACAGCUUGGCAUUUCCCCAAACAACUUGAAUGACACAGGCCGUGAGAGUGUAUCAAGCCUCUCCAGUUUUGGAAGUGUUCACACUGCCAAGGCUGAAAAAAGACUACGUGAAAAACUCAGACAAGAAGGCGUUGACUUGGACCUUGAGGGGUUGAGUCCGGCUGAACAACGUAAGCUCCAGGCAGCAAAACGAGCUGCUUGGCGGGAAGCAAGGCUCCGAUCCCUUGAACAAGAUGCCCUUCAGGCUCAAGCAGUCAUCAAGCAUAUGGCUGCCAUUGGGGAACAUGAGCACUCAGAGAGUGGGACACAAGGGAUGACCAGUCCAACACAAACCACUGAUGAUCUGUCUGAUCAUGAGGAUGAUAACAACAAUGAAGAGGAAGAAGAUGAUGAUGAAGUGAAUGGGAAUGCUGAGGCUGAAGAGACUAGUCCGUCAUCCAGCACUGGACCUCCUACUGUGCAUGAUCCUGGCAAGAAGAAACGACGCAGGCAUCGCAACAGAUGAACACGCUUUUCUGCUGUCUUGUACUCCCUCUCACUCUUGUUUGAGUUUAAUUGACAGGAGGUAAGAACCCAAAGUGGAAAGCAAGUGCAUGCAUGAGUGAAUUAGGACUUGCUCUUGUUUAGAAGCAUUCCAUUCUUCACAUUUGAAGACCUUGCCCAAAGACAUUUCACCAUGGAAGACACACCCCUCUUUUAACCAUCAUAUUUUAUCUGUUACUUUUUUUAAAUGUCGUUUUGUGUUUUUUUUUAAUGACCUGUUGUCUGCAUAGCAAAUCUCUGACUUUUCCUCUUUGUCAUUUCAUUUUCUUUGCUUUGAGGUGAUUUUUAAGGGGAAAAUUUUAGUAUGUUUAAUGGGAUGGAUCAGAUGUGUUUAUGCAUUUUCAUGAAAUAUGCUUGCCAAGCAACUUUUUCAUCAAUGUAGUCAUGCUGAUCAAGUAUGAAUAUGAUGAACAAUCAGCAAUUUGCAUCUUGAUUCUUUACACUUGUCCACUUUUGAACAUCCCACCACUUCAAUUGAGAAGCAAUCAUUUUCAUGAUGGGAGUACAGUAUUUAUUUUCUCAGCUGGUAUUGCAGAAAUCAUCUGGAACUCUGAAGCUUGUGACUUAGUACCUUCCUCCUUAAUUGCUUUUUAUUUUCAGACCUGCAUGCUUCUUUUGGAAUUUUUUUGUUACAUAUGAUUUUGACAAAGCUUUUACCAUUUGUUUCGUGACUCAAAUUUUUUUCAUCUCUCUUCUGUUUUGUAGUCUGCUCAAAUGUCUGUGUUCAUUCUUCCUGCAUUUUAUGUAUUUUUAGUUUGUGACUGAGCAGAAAACUAUAUUUGAAGCAUUUUCUAGAUCAUGGAUGGGAACCUGGGAGUUGGGACAAUCAGGUUGUUGCUGGUAAAACAAACAAUUGGUGAAACCUUCUGGACAUGUUGCUGAGAUGAACAUUUUAAUUUAUUUUUAAGGGUUUUGUAUAGAGAGAGCUCUGUGAUUCCUAGGUCUGGAAUUAGCAAGGCUAUGAUCAAAAGUCUAUAUUUUUUGCAUUGGAAACCAUUGAUAAGGAUGCCUCUUCUGAUUCUUUGCCUAUCACUUUCAACUCCACACAAUUUAACAGGCAAAAAUAUCCACAU